AUGGCUGAAUACGAGUUCAAGGGAUGGAUGGGCCGUGACGCUGAGUCCGUCAACGGAAAGAUGGAAUGGGGUUCUUUCGAGCCCAAGAAGUGGGAGGAGAACGACGUCGAUAUCAAGAUCACUCACUGCGGUAUCUGCGGUUCUGACCUCCACAUUCUCCGAUCUGGCUGGGGCGAGACACCUUUCCCCUGCUGUGUUGGCCACGAAAUCGUUGGCAAGGCCGUCAAGGUCGGCCAGAACGUUAAGAACAUCAAGGUCGGUGACCGCGUCGGUGUAGGUGCCCAGGCCCGCAGCUGCCUCCGCGAGGACUGCAUUGAGUGCUCCGCCGGCCGAUUCAACUACUGUGACAAGAUGGUCAGCACCUACGGCUCCGUCUACCCCGACGACAUUGGCAAGUCUUACGGUGGAUACGCCGACUACAACCGUACCGACUCUCGCUUCGUCGUAAAGAUUCCCGAGGGUCUCCCCUCUGAUAUCGCCGCUCCCAUGCUCUGCGGUGGUGUCACUGUCUACGCUCCUCUCCGAAACAACGGCUGCGGUCCCGGAAAGACUGUCGGUAUCGUCGGUGUUGGUGGCCUGGGUCACUUCGGUGUCCUCUUCGCCAAGGCUCUCGGCGCUGACAAGGUCGUCGGUAUCUCCCGCAAGGCCUCCAAGAGGGAUGAGGUUCUCGCUCUCGGUGCCGACUCUUACAUCGCCACCGACGAUGAUGAGGGCUGGGCCGACAAGUACGCCAAGACCGUCGACUUGAUCGUCUGCACUGUCUCCAGCAACAAGAUGCCCUUCAGCGACUACUUCAAGCUCCUCCGCCACGGCGGCAACUUUGUCCAGGUCGGCGCCCCCGACUCUGGUGAGCUCCCUCCCGUCAACGCUUUCACUCUCAUCAAGGGUGGCUUCAAGCUCAGCGGUAGCCUCAUCGGUUCUCCCGCCGAUAUCGAGGAGAUGCUUGAGCUUGCUGUUAAGAAGAACGUCAAGCCCUGGAUUGAGAAGCGACCCAUGGAGGACGCCAACCAGGCUAUUAUCGAUAUGGAGCAGGGCAAGGCUCGAUACCGAUACGUUCUCGUGAACCAGAAGAACAUUGAGUAA
Messenger RNA from Fusarium venenatum, 1083 nucleotides. Its product is annotated as chaperonin 10-like protein. NCBI's taxonomy places the organism in Eukaryota, Fungi, Ascomycota, Sordariomycetes, Hypocreales, Nectriaceae. The record is from RefSeq and is a predicted model, not a curated record. Gene Ontology annotation, molecular function: alcohol dehydrogenase (NADP+) activity; zinc ion binding. Gene Ontology annotation, biological process: alcohol metabolic process.